Molecule: messenger RNA, 1878 nt
Organism: Lottia gigantea (owl limpet)
Lineage: Eukaryota; Metazoa; Mollusca; Gastropoda; Lottiidae
Exons: 2
Coding region: 1-1878 (625 amino acids)
Source: RefSeq, a predicted model, not a curated record
AUGACAAGUAAAAAUAUGUGUAUUUCUAUAAGAUUCCGUCUCAAAACGUUUAUCUCAGUAUUCAUUGUGUUGGUUUUUAUAUCGUGUUGGAUUAUGACUGGGCAAAGCAGAUGGUUUAAGAUUUCUCUGGUAGAAGUUUUUUCGGAUUCAAAAUACAAAUUGUCAAAUGGUAAAGAUAGUUAUAAGAUAGGCAAAUGGGUAGCGAAAGGUAUCUUAGAUAAGAAAAUGUUUGACGUAUUGACAAUGAUAUCCUCCGGAACCUCACAAAUAUAUAUUAAUGAAAAUAUGGUUGUAAAAACAGCUGUAAACAAAUACUCAAAUGGACAAGAAUAUCGAGGCACAUCAUCGUAUUUCAGUGCUAAAGACUAUAAUAUUGGUAAUAAUUGGAUACCAACGUCUCUAGAAGCAUCCAACGUAUCAAUAUUUACUAAUUUUGUUAAUGAUGGAAGAACAGCAGUGGAUGAAAGAGCCCCGCCGAUAACCUUACCAAAUGGAGUUAUGUCAUAUUUCACUGUGAACAAUACCAUAUUUCUACGGCCAGCGUUCUGGAGUUUGGUUUUAUUAACUGACAUAUCUGAAUCAUGUCAGAAAUGGCUUUGUUUCGUUCACCAGCGUCUGUUAUGGGAAAUAGACGAACAUAUUGGUCUCUCAUCGAACAACAAGUCUUCAAUUAGUUCCAUUUUACCUCAUAUGAAAAGGUGGAUACAGAAAAUGAAUAAGUGGGAAUGCCCUCCAAUAUUAUCUUUCUUUGAAUGUGUUUUUCUGAUUCAUAAGCAAUAUCCAGAACCUUGUGGAAAGUUAACACAUCAAAUUAUAAAGGAUUGGCUGUACGAUUUAUCAAGUGUUGGUUAUCAAGAGCCAAGAAGACAAACAAGGAGAAAUUAUACAAAACCAAAUGUUUACUUUACACCACGCCUUAACAACUUCAACCAAACUUCCACCGUGCUAUUUACUCAUAAGUUCAACAGUAUAAGAAAAUUGUGUAAAAGAUAUCCCUCAAAAUUUGUGGAGUAUGACAAGAAAAUCGAACUAAAGGUUUGUGACAAUGUGGUUCUUCUUAUAGUGUUUAAUAAACCAUUUUAUGAUAAUAUUCCCAAACUACAAUUGACAUACUCAACAGUAUUUUCUAGAAUUGUUUAUUGUGGCUCAAAUAUGCCUGCUUUCAAUAAGAGCUCAAAAUCAUUUUCAGAAAAUGUUACUUUUAUUGCCAUUAAUGAUAUUGGUGCGGGAAGUUACAAUUAUAUUUGUAUGGCCAAAGUUAUGGAAAUAAACUUCAAAGUAGAUGGAUAUUUAUUCAUUGGAGAUGAUACAUUACUAAAUACAAGACAAUUGGACGCAUAUCCUCUGAAUAAACCUAUGAUAGUUGGAUUAGAUCCCUUUCGACGCAGUUGGAAAUCUCAUAAAUGGCCUAAUUGGAAUAAAAAUUGGGGUCGAUCGGCAUUCUUAUCCGCAUGGAAAGAAUUAGAAGAUAUCGCUAAUAAAUCAUUAGAGUUUUCUCAAAGAUUUACAUAUUUCACGAAUAAUUUAUAUAACAAUUCAGGAUUUAACGAUGGAUUACAAACUUCUGCUGUUGAUUUUUUUUACAUUCCUUCAAAAUAUCAAAAUGAUUUUAUAUUUUAUUUCAACCUAUUUUUCAAACAUAAAGUGUAUUUAGAAAUAGCAGUGGCUACUAUUAUUUCCGGUGUUAUUCCAAAAUCUGACAUUAUAUUGAGUCGUGGUAAAUAUCUAUGGUCAGUGAAAGAUCGUCAGAACUAUGAACAAUUUUAUAAUAAUGAACUUCUUUAUUUACAUCCUGUCAAAUUUAAUCGUGAAUUCAAAUCAGACAAGGGAUUGAAGUUUUUCUGUGAGAUAUAUUUCCCUUACCAGUUUUAUGGAUAG